This is a messenger RNA of Tetrahymena thermophila SB210, 366 nucleotides long. Its product is annotated as transmembrane protein, putative. The transcript has a single exon. The record is from RefSeq and is a predicted model, not a curated record. Lineage: Eukaryota; Ciliophora; Oligohymenophorea; Hymenostomatida; Tetrahymenidae.
AUGAAGAAAUACUUUGAAUGGCAUUUCAUCUUCACCUUGAGUGGUAUGAUUUUAUCCUUUGUUUACUUUUUUAUGAGAAUUAUUUUACAUGAGUUAAUUUUUUCUUUUAUUAUUGAGAAGGUCUAUUGUGUAUAAAUAUCCUUUUUGCUAAGAUUUAGCCCAUAUUACUAUUUAAUUAUAUUUUGGAGAGUAGGAUAUAUUGUUCCAAGCAUAAGUUUUAAAAUUCUUAAUAUUUCCAUUAGUUAUUUCAUUUGUUACAACAGUUUUAGUUAUAUAGUUAUAAAUUAGCAAAUUUUUCUUAUAAUACAAAGCAACGUGAGUAUUAUCAUGCAAAUAUAAAAUUUAUAUAGAACGUUUAUCAUCUGA